Molecule: messenger RNA, 3045 nt
Organism: Exserohilum turcica Et28A
Lineage: Eukaryota; Fungi; Ascomycota; Dothideomycetes; Pleosporales; Pleosporaceae
Exons: 2
Coding region: 1-3045 (1014 amino acids)
Source: RefSeq, a predicted model, not a curated record
AUGCGCACGCAAGCCCGUCUGUACCUGUCCGCCCUGCUCGCUGCCGGCUGCAACGCCGCCGCUCGUCCACAAAAGGCUUCUCCUCCACGUGCCAUAGUGCCCGUCGACUGGGCCCAGCCCGCACUGCCUGCAAAUGUACCAAACGCUCCAAACGCUCCAAAUGCAUCACAGCCGCCCAAGGCACCCAGUGCACCCAAUGCACCAGGCGCACCAAGUCUACCACAGCUCCCUCAAGUCCCCGAUAUACCACAGCCGCCACAGGUCCCUCAAGCAGCACCAAAACCCCAGCACCCAACGCCAGUCGCCGUAUCAGCCAAUGCCACUACUCCUCCUCCCAAUGCACCGACCGGGCCUAUUGCUAUGGCAGAUCCUGCACGCCCACCAAUUCCUGUUGGUGUACCUCACUCGGCACCGCUCUACACAAAUAAAAGCACCGUCACUUCUCUACUGCCAACGCCAGCCCUCGUCAAUUACACCAUUGACCCAUUCAUCGACAACCUCAACUUCACAAGGAAAAAGUUCACGGGUACCAGAGGACCUUGUACUGGCUGUGUCCUCUCAGCCAAGCCUAUUACUACCUCAUUUGUCCAGAGCUUUUUUGGCAAUCAGUGGACCAGCACCGUUGUGACAGCGACGGUUGUUACCGAAUACAUCACCUACAUGAACAACAACACCAUUGACACAAUCGUCACCGAAAAACACACCCUGAACCAGACAAAGACUGUCACAGGCGCCGACAAGAAGCCCAUCACUCUUACUACACCUAUAUUUAGUAUAAAGGUGACAGACGGUGCAUAUGUGACACUGGAAGCAGGUCCCACAUACGUCAUCUACAACAACCUGGUCGGCGGCCCAGACCUCUAUGAGCAACAGCAUUUCCCCCAGAGCAAUGCGACCCAAAGCCAGUGCACACCGGUAGUCACGCAAUUGCAUAACUGGCAGCCUGCCAAAACAGCAUUCCAUGACUGGAAUUACUUUAUCGAAACGUACUCGACCGGCCUUCCCAAUUGCACAACACAAAGCCAGCCCACCCGAUUGCCUUCCAAGCUUCUUGAAUAUCUGGAGCAUCAACCUGCUAUUCAGUCACAGUUCCAGGGUGCAGAUCUUGCUUCAUGUUCCGCCAGCGCGCCCAUGAGUAAGUCGGCCCUGCCUCCUGCUGCCGUCUUACCCAGUGGCUCCAAUCUCGAGGGCGCACCGCCCGCCCCUUUUUUUCCAUCAAUAACGGGGACUUUCCUUUCGACAACGUACCAGUCAACUUCCGUCUUCAAGACAGUGCAAGGUUGUCUGAGGUGCGACGGGGGCCAAGUCCCCUUUGGGGGCUCCCCAGUGACACAAAAUGCUGCUGAAUCUUCGCCUACUCCCACGGGCAAAUCCAAUACCCCUAAUGGGUCACCUGCGAAUGGGGACCAACCUAACGGACAAACUGGAAAUGGACAUAAUCCUAAUGGAUCCAACGGAAAUGGAGAUACGCCCGGCGGACAAACUGGGAGCGGGGAUAAUUCUAAUCCAUCCAACGGAAGUGGGGGUAAUUCCAAUCAAUCCAACGGAAAUGGGGAUAAUUCUAAUCAAUCCAACGGAAGUGGAAACAAUCCUAACGGACAAAGCGGAAAUGGAAACAAUCCCAACGGACAAAGUGGAAAUGGAAACAAUCACAACGGGCAGACUGGAGAUGGAAAAUACCCCGCCAACUUGCCUGAUUCGGGCCAAAUCAAUACUGCUGGAUCGAACAACCAGGGCCAAGGCGGCUCGACUUCCAUUCCCCCUCUAAUCAUCAUUGGAGACCAUACCAUCAAGCCAGGGGAGACCACAACCGUUGACGGAGUUCCUAUUGUCAACCCUACAGACGGUGGAGGAACAAAGAUUGUUGUAGGCAGUAGUACACUCGUUUAUGAGACUGCACCAACGCCAAUUGCUCCUGCAAUCACCAUCGGUGGGGGAACAGUCACUGCAAAUCCUCAGGGAGAGUAUGUCGUGGGCACCGAGACGUUGAAGCCAGGGGGCGCCCCGGUCAUCGUCAACGGCAACACGGUAAGUGUAGGCUCCAAUGGUGUCGCUGUUGUCAAUGGAGUUACACAGACGAUCGCUGGUGGGUCUGCACCUACUGCGCCACCAGGAUCACCGGGAUCACCAGGAUCGCCAGGAUCGCCUGCGCCACCUGGUCCCGUCAUAGGUGAUCGAACUGCAUUUACGGUUUUGCCUGGAGGCUCGACAGUCUAUGUUGUAUCGCCUGGCCAGACCGGCGGAAGCGGUUGGAUUGUACAAGGCGGCACAACAGCUUACGUACUCGCUUCGGGCCAAACUCUCACACCAGGUGGUGUUCUCACUGUUGCGGGCACCACAUACUCUCUGCCCGCUGCCGCGCCAGGCUCUACCCCAGGCUCUGUCCCUGGCGCUGCCGUCGUCGUGAAUGGCGUUACGUCCAUCGUACCGUCGGGCCAGAAUGCUGGUGGAAGUAACUGGGUUGUGCAAGGCGGUACAACCGCCUACGUAGUUGCUCCAGACCAGACUCUCACACCUGGCGGCGUCGUUACUGUCUCAGGUACUACAUACUCUCUGCCCUCUGGCACGCCAGGUCAUGUCAUCGUCGUCAACGGCGUUACAUCCACCAUACCCUCUGGCGCCAUCAUAACGGCUGCUCCAGAGGUGACAGCGCUGACAAUCAACGACAUUACGUACGCACAAACCGUAAGAGAUGGAACAACGGAAUAUGUGCUGGGAGAUGGCACGACACUCGUACCUGGUUCAACAAUUGUGAUGGAUGGAACAACGUACUCGUUGGACAAUUCAGGCACGGCCUUGGUAAUCAAUGGACAGAAGACGAGCACCAUCCCCAAGCUGCCAAAGAGCACCAGUGCGAGCACGACCAGCACGGCGAGCUCGGACUCGCCAUCUUCAACAGUCAGUCGCAACGCUGGUGAUAUUAUCGCGAGUGGUGUCGGCGCGACCAGCAAAGGCCUUGGUGCUUCAGUGCAUGCCGUGGGCAUCGACAAAUGGGUGGAGGGCCUAAUCAUUGGCGUUGCAGGCUGGCUCGCAAUGUUAUUAUAA